AUGAUGCACGCACGAUAUGGACUUACAGUUUCUAAUUCGUUUUUCUCAGUUGGCCGCCAGUGUGUCGUCCAAGCGGUUUCAACGAGGGUUUCCGUAAUAAAUAUGAUUAGAUGGCAUAACUCUAGCUGCUGUGGUUCAAGAACAUACAUAGCGGAUGUUUCAGAUUCAAUUACAAGACUUUUGAAGAACUAUAUUUAUGAUAUAUAUAACAACUUACAGGUGGAAGAUUUGCAGGACGCUUUCUACCGAAUUCAUUGUGUUGAUUCUUCUUAUGAGGAAAGCCGGACAAGAGGACGUCAGUUAACAAACUAGGCAUACUUGUUGUUAUCACGACGUAGUUUUUGCAUCGUCAUAGAGACAAGGUCAUUCAGGAACAACACCCAGUGCCGCUGCAGAGAAUGAUGGAGAUGAAGAGGCAUUGAUUACAGCAGUCCUAAUGCGUUUGCAUGGGACCGGAAAACCAAGAUAAUGUUCUUGCAUUUAUGGACCAUGUCUGUAACAAAAUUAUUUCGUGUCCUACGCGGAACUUCCCGCUUAAAGAACAAGCAUGCUGGC
Messenger RNA from Amoebophrya sp. A25, 555 nucleotides. The record is from the annotation of a GenBank genome assembly. Lineage: Eukaryota; Dinophyceae; Syndiniales; Amoebophryaceae.